Chara braunii is the source of this 4436-nucleotide messenger RNA. Lineage: Eukaryota; Viridiplantae; Streptophyta; Charophyceae; Charales; Characeae. The record is from the annotation of a GenBank genome assembly.
GCGAUUGCAUCGACUGUCAACGGUGGAGAGACAUGCGCCAUGGAGACGGAGGACAGUCUGAAGGGUUUUGCAGAUGGCAGCAAGGAAGGGAAUUCGGCAGGAGGGAACAGCGCAGACUGUGCAGAGGUGCUUGCAACAAUAUGUGCACAGACUGCAGAGAUGGUGGGUGAUGGUGAUGAGACAGAGAAUGACGCAGGAGGGAGCACUUGUGAGACGGAAACGGUUGGGGAAGAGAGAGAGGAGGGAGGUCUGGGAAGCAGGGAAUCUCUGACAGCGUGUAUUGUGAAAGAUGAAAAUGUGGUGAAGACAUCAGCAGGAGAAGAGUACCCAUAUGACAUCAAUUGGGUGCCGGGUCAUGUUCAACCGGUUAUUGUUGGAGGAGCACCCUGCUUUGCGUUCAAAGUCGAAGGGUCAUGGGUUCCAUUUCCUGCCCCCAAAAAGAAUACAUGGCGAAACGUGACUCUGGCAAUCGUGUUUGACAGACUAUUAAGGUUGAACGAUGAGGCAAUGACAGAGGUGAAAGCACGAUAUGCAAUGGACGUGUGGCAUGUUCUGGAGGCGCAGGGCGAGUUCAGGCUGAACGAGUUUUUGUACGACAGUUUUGAUUGCGAAAAGGCAUGGGUGAUUAGCGGGAACGACGCAACAGGGGGUACGAUGUGCCACGAGAGCGAUGCGAGGAGGGAUCCUAUGUGGGGUUGGGUGCCAUGUGUGAUCCCGAUUCCAUGUGGGCGUGUGAGGAUGAUGAUGCGUGAUGCCAUGGGAAAUGUCUGGAGCACGCAUUAUGUGAAUGGCAACUUCUCCUUCAGGCACCUCGACAGGGAGGUCUUAGAAGACGAGAAAAAGGCAAUGACAUGUAAUACCCACAAUGCUGGCUGCUUUUUCCCGCCGCUUCGGAACCCUGUGGACUCGGAGGUGGUUGAAGGGAAAGUUUUCACUGAGAAGAUAAGGGAGGAGGAGCGUCAGAUGGUGUGCGCGGGUUAUGACUCCAUGGCUGACCAGGGGAUGAGGUCCAUGGUUGAGGGGAGUUGUAUGGCCCAAGAGCACGGCGACGGUGAGAACAGAUACAUGGCUAGCAUUCGCCGCAGGCACGGUUGCACGACCGUUCUUGGUUGGGUCCCGGUCGUAUGUCCCAUGACAUAUGAGCAUGGUGAAGACGUCACCAUGAGAUUCAGAGACCCGCUUGGUGUGCCUUUCCAUCUGACCUACUCAAAUGGACUCCUGCGAGACAUUCGGUACAUGUCGGAGGAUGGCUUGCCAAGUUCAACGCAGGCAGACAAGAGGACAAAGAAGCGCUCAGAAAUUUUCCGUUUGUUUGUUGAGGUGGAGGGCCCAUGUGGUACUGGUCGCGUCGGGGGGUGCUCUGCAGCACAGGGUGACAUGGGCGGGCCGAGCGAUGUCGCGAUGUCGCAGAGCCCGGGGAAGAAGAAGAAGUGCACGCCGGGACCGCCACGUGGACAGACGCCCGCAGGCAGAAAGAAGGUGAACCCGAAGGCGGUGCCAGGGACCGGAGACACCGCAGGUGCACGAACUCAGGUCCCCAGACGCCGUCGACGCCCCGGGAUGACAACUUUGUCGGAAAUCAGAAAGUUGCAACGAUCCACCGACCUUUGCUUGGCUUUCGGACCGUUCUUGCGUCUCGUACGCGAGGUUGUGGAGCGGGACAUUGCUCCGGGUAUGGGCGUGAGGUUUCAGAUGACGGCGGUGCGUGCUUUGAUGGAGGUUGCCGAGGCGUACUUAGUCGCCAAUUUCGAGAACACCAACGAGGUGGCCAUCCAUUCGAACAGGGUGACGAUCGAGGUCAGGGACAUGAGACAGAGAGAAGAGGACGAAAGACAAACCAUACGCAUCAUAUCGAUGUCAGUAGCACAGGUGGAGGCUGCUCUUGCAGAGGUAAUGAAGUAUGCAAAGGAGGGCGUCCACUACAACGGUGACAGCAAGUUGUCUUUGCUUCAGGAUAGGGUGCCGAGACAAGGGGGGACAUAUACACCUGCGAACUUGAGCAAGUUGCUGGGCACUGUUGCACGGAAUGGGGGAAUGCUGGUUGAUGGGUCGAAGGAGUUGAAAAGUGGUACUGCAGAAAUAUUGGUGUUGUCCAGAAUGAAGGACAUUACACAAACACCGCCACAAGACUUUCAAGAUGUUCCUGUCAUUGUCGCAGAUGGUGUGGAAUAUAUUCUACUGGAUCAACUUGUGGACUUCAUGAAAAAGAGUGACGAUGACAGGAACGUCAUCCAUGAGGCGUUGCACGAAGUGACAGAGUUUGCUCUACAGGGUCAAGAUCUGAUAGAAUUUGUACCAGCAAUAACAGAAGACAACAUUAAAUCUGGCAGACCGUUGUGGGGGGAGUUGUUAUCAGCUGCUUUGGAGCAGCUCGGUCUUGAAAGUUGCGAUGUUGAGAGACAAAGAGAAAGAGAAGAAGGGUGGAAGGUGAUGGCCACGGAAACAAAUUUAGCAAUCAUUUCAGACAACGGACAAACAUCUGCACCACAAGAAUCAAUAACCAGUAUGGCAGUCGAUGUGCCUCCCAUGCAGACAACAACGAGAGAGCAGCUAGUGUGUUGCCAUAUCUUCAAUGCUUUCACAAUGGAGAAAGAACAGUGUGAUCGUGGAUUUGAAGAGGCCGUUUUGCCAAGUUGUUGUGCAGAGUACACAGACAGUGCAGAAGAAGAAGAUGAAGAAGAGGAUGAGGGGGCAUCAUCUUCUGACGUGGAAGUGAGCGGCAGCGAUGUCAGCAGCGACGAGGAAGACGAGAAACAUGAUGUAUACUAUGAUUUGAAGGCUGCGGGUGGACAAGUGACAAAAGGGUGGGCACAUGCAAUUCUGAGGUUGGCACGUGUUUUUCCUGAUCCGCACAAAGUGCUACGAGUUGUGAUGAAGGGGGCAACACCAGAUGGUGCACUACAGUAUGUCGCAGUGACCAGCAUAAUGAAAUCAUGCAACGAGGAGAAAAAGUGGUCACGUGUUGGCAAGGAAUGGUUUGUUCUGGUCAAUAGAGAGGUUGUGUUAGCAACAUCACUGACAUGGGGAGUCAACCUGAGUUGCCUCAUACACGGCGCAAUGGUGACAGCUUGGGGAGAGACAUUACACCCCGGCUUGUCAACAGGAGACGCAAUAAAAAUGGACAACGGUCCACGGGUGUGCGACAGUGGCAGGACUUUCAUGUCAUUUCGAACUUUGAACUCACAUCGUGCGAGGGCAUACCCGGCCGUGGCGGACGAAAGAACACAUGGCCAGGAGAUGGGUGUGGUCGAUGACGCCGGAGCAUCAAAUAUAGGUGCAGUGAAUCUCGUGAGCGAUGAGAGCGAGGACGUCGGGGCCCCCGAGAAUGUAGACGGCGAGGGCGGGACAUUCGAAGAGCAGCAACCGCAGCCUAUCGAAUCUUUUGAUAGCUCUCGCAAGCUAGCGGCACUUAUUUUCUUCGCCAGGGGCGGCGUCGGCUUCGUAACGACCAUCAAAGGAAAAUUAGGAAAAUAUCAACCAUCAACAUGGAAACUCCCCAAGUUGCACGAUCUCAUGCAUCUGACAACGUGUAUUGAGCGAUCCGGUGUCCCCGACACCUUCGCGGCAGAUGUUUGGGAGCAUCACCACAGGAAAUUCUGCAAACAGCCAUAUCUGUCAUCAAAUAAGCGGAAAGCUUCAACCCAUAUGGUAAACCAUGUGCGCCGGUCAUUGGCGUUGCGCGAAGAGAUCGGGAUCGUGAGGAAACGGAGGAAGAGAACGGUUGAGAACCGGUCGUCCGUGACAGACUAUAUAGCCACCGGAAUGAACACCCUCGCACUACGCGACACGGCAAUGCUGCAACUGCGGUGGUUCGACAUCGAUGACGAGUAUAUACACGAGGGAGAAGGCAUUGACAACCACGCGUGUAAGAUACUUGAAGAGCUUCCUUGCAGACACGAUAUUCGAGCUGCGCUUACGACAUACAUGGUGGAGAAUGGUUGUCAACCUCCUUCUGACGAUCUGCUUAUACACACAUGGACACACCUGGCCAUCGCUUGCGUACAAGACGGAAUAGGGGCAUACUUGUUCAAACUGCAAGAGCGUCGCCACAGUUCCAUGGAAGACCAGUGCGCAGUGACGUCGCAAUUAGAGCAGACAACGAAUGCACAUGGUUUGCAUCAGUAGCCAUGUUUUUUGUCAUGGACGCACUCGCGGACAACGGUAAUAUGGAACACAACUGCGGAUUUGUGCAAUGGUACAAGGAGGUCGACAGUGAACGGCAAGACAUGACAGGUUGCAAGAAAUUGAAGUGGGAGAAGUUGAAUGGACAUCAACACAGUAGCAUCGUUUCGACCGACAUUAUUGUAGACAUAGUUCACAUUGUUUCGCGCUUCUCUAAACCACAAUGGGGAUCGAAGCAGCAUGCAAAACAGCGUGAGGACUAUUUUUAUUUGAACAAGUACAUAUUAUAGAAGAAACAAAUGCAAACUAAGUUU